Messenger RNA from Impatiens glandulifera, 1320 nucleotides. RefSeq names its product probable protein phosphatase 2C 34. Gene Ontology annotation, molecular function: protein serine/threonine phosphatase activity. NCBI's taxonomy places the organism in Eukaryota, Viridiplantae, Streptophyta, Magnoliopsida, Ericales, Balsaminaceae. Gene Ontology annotation, biological process: protein dephosphorylation. The transcript is spliced from 5 exons. The record is from RefSeq and is a predicted model, not a curated record. The coding region runs from base 32 to 1135 and encodes 367 amino acids.
GAUUCUUCUGUUUGGUUAAAAUGUUACCAGGAUGAGACAGAUUUCCUCUAUUUGGAGUGGCUUGACAAAAACUAUACUGAUCAAGAGUGGAAAAAAGGCUGACGUCGAUUGCAGAAGAGAAGCCACAGAUGCCUUGGUCAAGGAGGCAACGAAAAACGAUAUGAUAUUGAGAUCUCCAGGUGUUGUUAUUGCACGAGACUCGGACCACCUUACAUCUGUAUUUUCUAAAGGAGGCAAGAAAGGAGUGAAUCAAGACUGCUUCAUUGUGUGGGAGGAGUUUGGUUUCCAAGAAGAUAUAAUCUUUGGUGGGAUUUUUGAUGGACAUGGUCCAUGGGGUCAUCUUGUUUCCAAAAGAGUAAGGAAGUUAAUGCCUUCUUUCCUGUUAUGUAAUUGGCAAGAGACUCUUUCUGAAGCUUUCCUUAAGCUUUCUGGUGCAACACCUGACAAAAGUGACCAAUCUCAUAUAUGGAAGCAAGCUUUCUUUAGAACAUAUUCAGCCAUUGAUCAGGACCUUAAAAGGCAAAAUCGAAUCGAUACAUUCCAUAGUGGCACCACAGCUUUAACAUUUGUUAAGCAGGGGAACCAUAUUGUGAUAGCAAAUAUUGGUGAUUCUCGAGCUGUAUUGGCAACUACUGAUGAUGAGGGCAGUCUGAUGCCUAUCCAACUCACUAUUGACCUUAAACCUAAUUUACCUCAGGAAGCAAGUCGAAUAAGACAAUCAAAGGGAAGAGUAUUCUCAGCUGAAGAUGAACCAGGAGUAUACAGGGUCUGGAUGCCUCCAAAUAAACAAAGAAACGGUUCAAGUGGUCCAGGGCUAGCAAUAUCAAGAGCAUUCGGUGAUUACUUCAUUAAGGACUUUGGUCUCAUCUCUGAACCCGACUUCACCAUGUGGAACAUUAAUACCAGCAAAGACAAAUUUAUUAUUCUAGCAACCGAUGGGGUGUGGGACGUUUUAUCAAACGAAGAAGCAGUGCAGAUUGUGUCAUCAACACCCGAGAAGGAAGAAGCUGCUAAGAGAUUGGUUGAACGGGCUGUAAGUGCAUGGAAACGAAAGAAAAGAGGAUAUGCCAUGGAUGACAUAUCGGCUAUCUGUCUUUUCUUCCAACCCACAAUCGAAAAUAAGAAACAGUCUUGAUGAAAUUCAUCACCUCAUCUCCAAAGGUUAAUUUUUGUAUGAUAUAUAUAUAAAUACACCACUUUUUUUAAUUAUAAACAAGCUAUAAUAGUAUAUAUAUUGUACAUAAAACUUAUUGUUUUUAAUCUUAUGAGUUACAUUUAUCUAUGUGUAUAUUUUCUUUAGUUAUAAAUGAUAUAUAUUCA